Molecule: messenger RNA, 873 nt
Organism: Podospora anserina S mat+
Lineage: Eukaryota; Fungi; Ascomycota; Sordariomycetes; Sordariales; Podosporaceae
Exons: 2
Coding region: 1-873 (290 amino acids)
Source: RefSeq, a predicted model, not a curated record
AUGAUUUCACCAAGAUCACCUCCAACGUGUGGGAAGUACUUUGGUGCUUCCACGGAGCAAGGUCUUCAGUACCACUUCAGAGCGAUCAAGCAGCAGGCGAACGUGCUUAAGGAGGCCGUUGAGAGCGGACAAGACCCUGCCGACGCGUUUGAAGAGUAUCUCCAGAACGGCGGCCACAGCGUUCGAAAGGGCGUCAGCGUGAAAGGCGGCACCACCAAGGCUGCCAAAGCCGCCACCGGAGCCAGAGCCUCCCCUGCGAAGCCUGCUCCCACCAGAAAGCGUGCUGCCGCCGCACCUGCUCCCAAGACGCCCCACAAGUCCCCCACCAAGAAGCAGAAGGUCAAGGGGGAGCCGGACGUCACCUCGCUCGAUGAUGAGCCCGAGCUCAUCUUCCCCCAUGCUGAUUCCCCCGCCUUGCCCAAGGUUCUCGACUCACCCGAGGUUGUCACCUCAUCCUCCGACGUCGACUCGCCUGAAGUUAACUACGAUGCUCUCGACGAGGAGGCCUCCAAGCCGAAGGCGAACUCGCCCUGGAAGAAGAUGGCUGGUCAGAUUGGUGGGCCGGGCCAGUGGUCGAACCUCAUGACUGGCGAAAGGGCCAAGUUGAAGUCCAAGAACGACCAGGUCGUGGCCCAGCACGCGGCCAACGGCAACGUUAUCGAUCUCGACUCUUCCUCUUCUCCCGAUAAUGCGCUCCCUGGUCUCCACGAUUCUGCCUCCUCUACACCCACUCGCCCCCAGCGCAUCAAGAAACAGGGCGGUGCUCAACCCCCUAGCACCCCGGGCUUCAAAUUCGACAACAUUGACAUCAACGACGGUGGCGAUGAGGAUGACGAGAUGGAGGAUGAUGACGAGGAUGAUGGUGCUAUUUGA